UUUUUGUGACAUUUCCAAAAACUAGAAAAGUUGUAUCGUUCUUUCAUGUUAAGGAAGGGCCCUAAAAUAUUUGUAUAAUGACAAAAAUAAUAAGUUGGUAAUGGUUUUACAUCACACAAUCUACAGUAACGUGUUGUAAGAGAUUCUAGUUCGAGUUAUUUAAGUUAUUACUUCAUUUGUAACAAAAAGUUGUGUGUGAAUAUUUCAAAUGACGGACACCAAGGAAUUAGUUGCUUGUUUUCGCACUCAGUAUGAAGACUUGUGUAGAGAGCUGAAUAUGGAUCGUGAAACGGAAGAAAUUUCAUGGAAUAUGUUCGAGGAAGUCUUAAAACGAUCCACAUUGGAGGGGGAUCCCUUACACUGGUUUUGUUGUGCACUCUAUGCUGCAUGUAGAUUGUCUUACACACCGACGGUGGGCGAAUGCAAUACAAUUGUAAUUGGCAAUUGUAUUUCACUGAAUAAAAUGCUUCGCUGUUGUAAUAUAAGUAUAUCGGAAUUCAUAUCAAAAAUAAAGGUUUGGCAUGAAAUGGCAAACUUGCCAUGCAGUUUCCUUCGUCAAAUUGAAAGAUUGGAACGAACGCCCGGCAUAACUUUUCAUCUUUACUGCCGGUACAAUGAUAUUUUCGAGAAAUUAUUCGUCUCAUCUCGACAUGAUAAGAAAAACACAAAAUACAGGUCUGUUGCACGAUGCUCUGCUAGCAAAUUAUACGACUUAUGUUGGUGUUUAUAUUUGUGUGCUAAAAACGAAGAUCCUAGUUAUAAUAUGGAUAUUGUCACCUCCUUCCAUUUAUUGCUUUGUUGCAUCGAUCUAAUAUACAUAAAUGUGCUCGCGGAGAACCGAGUGGAUCUAAUCAAUCCGGGCUUCGAAGGCAUACCGGAAAAAUGGGGUACUCCGUCUUUUAGUUCUCAAAAAAUCUUUAAUCAUUGUAUUAUUGGAGCUCUGUGUACGCUAACAGAAGCUUUACCUAACGAUGCAAGGGAUAUGAAAGCAAACCACUGCAAAGCGAUUUUUACGAAGUUUUUCCAGACAAAGACACUACAUGGGAAUGAAAAUACGUUUUUAGAAGUCAUUUCGAAUGGCAACUUCGAAAGGAAUGUUAAAUCUUUAAACAGUGCAUAUGAACAGUACGUACUUAGCGUAGGAGAAUUCGAUGAAAGGAUCUUAUUAAGCAAUCCUAAUUAUCGAAAACUAAGCAGUUCAGAUAUUAGCGCCACCACCCAUUCUGUCACAAAUCCACAGACGCCUUACACUCGCAAGCAUAUUUUACCAAACAAAGAGGAAUUUUCUGAACCAGUAGCAAGUGCUACUAAUAAUGUCAAAAAACUAAAAGAUAUAGCGAAACUUUCCGAACCAACCGAUUUUAUAAGGCAAGCGGGAAUAGAUACUUUAAACAAGAUUUAUGAGAAAUUGACACAAAUGCAAAAUGAUUUUAAAUCUGCUUUGGGUAAUGCUGAGGUCGGUAACCGCUUUCAAAUUGCGGAAUCGUUAUUUUUCUAUUUAUUGGAUAAAAUUCUACGAAUAGAAACAAGAACGAAACCUAAUAUAGAUAUCAAAAUUUUACUGAGUACUGAAACUUUCAUAUCGACACUAAUCGCUUGCUGUGUGGAAAUAGUUCUAGAUGCAUAUCAAUGUCAAAUGAAAUUUCCAUGGAUUUUAUCAUGCUUCAGUAUAUCGGCUUUCCAUUUCCAUAAGAUUAUUGAAAUAGUUGUAAGAAGUCAUGACGGUGUACUCUCGCGUCCAUUGAUUAAACAUUUGAAUUAUAUUGAAGAGUCUUGCCUUGAGUCUUUAGCCUGGCAAAGAGGAUCGCCACUGUGGGAUAUCAUCAGAACAUUUGCAUUACCGACAUGGUCUGAAGUAGACGUUGAUAAUUUAGUAAAACGGCAUCAACCUCAGAUGCAGUCUCCAAAUUGUUCAGCAUACGAAACCUUUAGUUCUACAAUUGUCAACGAGUCGACGAGGAGGGACCUCUUUAAUAGUGCGAAAGAAACUACUUAUGAAAACGAGGCUACCUUCAGUUGCAAGAAACAUAUGGACGGCAAUAGACGAGCGGCUUCUUUAACUAUAUUUUGUAGGAAGUUCUAUAAACUUGCUUGGAUUAGAUUAAAAGAGCUGUGUCGUGAACUCAAGUUGGCAGAAGAGCCACAUCUUAAUAAGUUGUGGACGCUAUUUGAAUAUUCAAUAACCCAAAGGACAGAGUUAAUGCAAGACCGCCAUCUGGAUCAGAUGCUUAUGUGUGGAAUUUAUUUAUACAUAAGGGUGCAGGAAAUACAAUUUAAGUCAUUUAUGGAUAUAAUGAAGUUUUAUAGGAAGCAACCGCAAGCUCAAAGUAGCACAUAUAGAGAAGUUCUUAUCGAACCAGCCGAAGAAAAAAAUGGGCCACCGCAAUACCGUGACAUAAUAUAUUUUUAUAAUAACAUAUAUGUUAAAAAAAUGACUCCAUACGCCCUUAAUUUUAGUGGAAAAAAACAAUCACAGCAGAACGUGCCCUUGUCACCACAUCCUACGGAGAAGCAAUCAUAUCCCCGAAAAUUGUCUAAUAAUCUCAUAAUUAUAUCGAGGAUGGAAAAGUCUGAACAUUCACAUUCGCAGGUUUUAACAUAUGAAUUUUCAAAAAGUCCUGGAAAAAAUCUUGAAGAUCUAAAUUAUGUUAUCAGCAGAGGCAAGCGGAAUCUGCCUUUUAAUGAAUUGGAGAGCAGCGAUGGACCUGUUAUUGAAAGAAAAAUUCCGAAGAAAACACCAAUAUUUUUACAAAAAUGCAGAGAAGUUUUGCAAGAUAGACAAGAAGAAAAAAAGUGAAUUCAUUAUAAUUAAUAAUAUAAUUUAUGAAAAACAGAUUUAUAGUGGCAAAACAAACAGUUGGGUGAAAUUUAACUUCUCAAAUUAUAAGAGUAAGGUAUAAAACAUAAAGUUUACUUCAACAUGUAAAAUAUAUAUAAAUUUACCUAGAAUGUAAGCCAAAUAGAGAUAUGAGAUAUGAAAUAUAUUCGACCCUUUAUAUUUAAAGCAAAUGAAAUAA
This is a messenger RNA of Anastrepha obliqua, 3017 nucleotides long. RefSeq names its product retinoblastoma family protein. Gene Ontology annotation, biological process: regulation of transcription by RNA polymerase II; cell differentiation; negative regulation of G1/S transition of mitotic cell cycle. Lineage: Eukaryota; Metazoa; Arthropoda; Insecta; Diptera; Tephritidae. Bases 209 to 2797 code for a protein of 862 amino acids. The transcript has 15 exons. The record is from RefSeq and is a predicted model, not a curated record. Gene Ontology annotation, cellular component: chromatin; nucleus; transcription regulator complex. Gene Ontology annotation, molecular function: RNA polymerase II transcription regulatory region sequence-specific DNA binding.